This is a messenger RNA of Emiliania huxleyi CCMP1516, 759 nucleotides long. RefSeq lists its product as hypothetical. The record is from RefSeq and is a predicted model, not a curated record. The annotation marks the transcript as partial. Gene Ontology annotation, molecular function: ATP hydrolysis activity; ATP binding. The transcript has 3 exons. NCBI's taxonomy places the organism in Eukaryota, Haptophyta, Isochrysidales, Noelaerhabdaceae.
UGGUCGGACGUGGGCGGGCUGCCGCAUCUGGUCGAGCGACUCACACGCGCCGUCACGCGGCCGCUCGAGCACCCCGAGGCCCUCGCCCGGCUGGGCCUCACGCCGGCGCGCGGCGUGUUGCUGCACGGCCCGCCCGGCUGCUCGAAGACGACCAUCGUGCGGGCCGUCGCCGGGACCACACGCGCCUCCUUCCACUACCUCUCCGGCGCGGAGAUCUACUCGCCGUUCGUGGGCGAGGCGGAGCGCGCGAUCCGCGCCUUCUUCGACCUGGGCCGCGCCACGGCGCCCUCCCUCCUCUUCCUGGACGAGAUCGACGCGCUCGUGGGCAAGCGCGACGGGGCGGGCGGCGGCGGGGGCGACUCUGUGCAGCUGCGCGUGCUGUCGACGCUGCUCAACGAGAUGGACGGUGUCGAGCCGCUCAAUCAGGUGGUGCUGCUGGGCGCCACUAACCGGCUCGACAUGCUCGACGCUGCGCUCCUGCGCCCGGGCCGCUUCGACGAGGCAACAGUGCAGCGACGGCGCCGGGUGCUGGCGGUGCACACGCGGUCGGUGCCGCUCUCGUCCGACGUGCGGCUCGACGCAGUCGCCGACGCGGCCGCGGGGUGGACGGGCGCUGAGUUGGCGGACCUCUGCCGCGAGGCGGCCAUGUUUGCGUUGCGGGAGGACCUACAGGCCGGUAGAGUGGCGGCGCGCCACUUUGACGCCGCUUUCCUCCAGGCGCAGGGCCGGCAGGCGCGGGGCCGAAGACACCAUCAGUGA